Coccomyxa subellipsoidea C-169 is the source of this 1152-nucleotide messenger RNA. RefSeq lists its product as hypothetical. The record is from RefSeq and is a predicted model, not a curated record. Bases 1 to 1152 code for a protein of 383 amino acids. Lineage: Eukaryota; Viridiplantae; Chlorophyta; Trebouxiophyceae; Coccomyxaceae. The transcript has 6 exons.
AUGCAUGCGGCCAGCUACGCGGCGCGCGCGGUCCGCCGGGGCCCUGCCAAACGCAACAAAGUCAAGAACCGAUUCCGCGCCGGAGUUUUCCGCAGGUUUCUGCUGGACACCUUUGGGAGGGAACGCCUGGCGUCGGGCUCAGGCGUGCUGGACAUCGCCGGGGGCAAGGGUGAGCUGGCGUUUGAGUUGGUCAAUCUCAACAACAUCCCAGCCACUGUUGUGGAGCCCCGGCCUCUCAAGCUGGCCAAGCAAGAGCUCUGGCUCAAGGGGGGCUUCUACCACCGGAACAGCAUUUUCCAGCGCUACGUGGACGUCCCAUUAGAAAAGUUCCUGGAAGCCGGAGCCGUAACUCCUCCGCAGCUGCGCAUGGUGGUCAGCGAAGCCCUCUGCGCUGGCAUUGCCGCCGCUGACAUCAGCAGCACUGACAUCAGCGCCGGCGACGUCAGCGCCGGUGACGUCAGCCGCGCCGCCCCGGCCGCCGCUGACAUCAGUGGCACAUCUGGCGCCGCACCAGAAGACCUCAUGGCCGGACACGCUGAUAGCCCAAUGGCUGAUGCUGCAGAGGACAGCAGCGGCCACAGCAGCACUGCAGCCAUCGUGCGGACGGACAGAUGUGGAGAUGAGGGGAGUGAUGAAGGGAGGUCCAACCCCUUGAAGGCAAUGCUGGAGGAGUCCUUCCGCCUGGCAAUGGACACCAGGUGGACGCACAAAGGGGUGGAGCAUGAGGGCAACAGCGCCAGGGUGUUUGCUGAUGUGGCAGCGGAUGACUCAGAAGAUGAGUCAGAGGCGUUCCCUGACACCGACGCAGUCACCACUGAGUCAGCGGAAAUAUUAAAGACAUGCGUGCCUGAUCUGGAGCGGGCGACAGAGGUCAUUGUGGAUUUUGCGCAACGCAUGCGCAAGCCAUUUGCAGUGGUGCCCUGCUGUGUCUACGCGGCCGAAUUUCCCCAGCGGCAGCUGUUGGGGGGCACGCCCGUGCGGACGCACGAUGACCUCAUUGCUUACAUCAUCGCCAGGGACCCGGCGGCCGUGCGCGUGCGCGAGCUCCCGUUCGAGGGCCGCAACAAAGUCGUCUAUGUGGUCGAGUGGAGCGCCAACGACCGUGUCAGCAGCAGUGCGGCUGCCAAUUUGGCGGACGUGGAGUCAAGCUAA